GCAUUGAGCAAAAUCUGGAAAAAAGUUUGAAGAAAAGAAAAAGAAACAAUUCAGUAAAAUUGUGUGUGCAUAUGUGUUGGUGUAUCUGCAUGACACCAAAUCAGUGGAAGAUACUCACAAAACCUCUACCUCGAAAUUUCUCAUUUAAAACAAAGACAACUUGGGAGAAAAAUUCAUAUCAAGUGGCCAUGAUGGGGGUUGAUUUAAUUUUCCUUUUUUCUUCCUCUCUCUUCAUCUCCUAUAUCUCUCUUCUCUGCUUCAAAAAAAUUUUCAAGAAAAAAAUUUCCCUUUAUUAGUUUCUCUUCUCUACUUCUCUGUUAGGUUCAAGAGAAUCCAAAUUCCCUUGCCUUUGAGUUUUGAGAUUGGGGAUAAGAAUUGAGAAGGACUCAAACUGCACGUGGGUUUUUCAGAAUUCUGAUUUAGGUGUAAGGUUUCAAAUACAAGAAGGAAAAGAAACACUUUGAGAAGAAGGUUAAUUAUACAUAGAGGUUUUUUUUUAUAAGAUAUGGCAGCACCUUUUUCUGCAGCAUCGCUCUUUGCAAUCAGAGAAGAGGAUCAGAAUCAGAUGAAGCAGCAGCAUUCCUCAACACCAUCAUCAUCAACCACUCCAGCUGCACCACCACCCCAGAAGAAAAGAAGAAACCAACCAGGAACACCAUAUCCAGAUGCUGAGGUGAUAGCACUAUCUCCCAAGACUCUAAUGGCAACAAACAGGUUUAUAUGUGAAGUGUGCAAUAAAGGGUUCCAAAGAGAGCAAAACCUACAGCUACACAGAAGAGGACACAACUUGCCUUGGAAGCUAAAGCAAAAGACCAACAAAGAGCCAAAGAGAAAGGUUUAUCUGUGUCCCGAGCCCACAUGUGUUCACCAUGACCCUUCAAGGGCUCUUGGAGACCUCACUGGCAUUAAGAAACACUACUCUCGCAAACAUGGUGAGAAGAAGUGGAAGUGUGACAAGUGCUCCAAGAAAUAUGCUGUUCAAUCAGAUUGGAAGGCACACUCCAAAACCUGUGGCACUAGAGAGUAUAGAUGUGACUGUGGCACCCUCUUCUCCAGAAGAGACAGUUUCAUCACACACAGAGCCUUCUGUGAUGCUUUGGCACAAGAAAGUGCAAGAGAGGCACCAAACCUGAGCAGUGCCAUUGGCAACCAACUGUAUGGAAACAGCAACAACAUGUCCUUAGGCUUAUCUCAAAUCCCUUCCAUCCAUGACCAAAACCCUCAACCUAGUGAACUAAUGCGUUUUAGUGGUGCGCCAAGGGCUGGUCAAUUUGACCACAUUCUCCCACCCAACAUUGCCUCAUCAUCACCCUUUAGACAUUCCAUGCAAACCCCUCCAUUCUUCUUGCAAGAAUCAAACCAAACCUACCAUGACUCAAACAAGCCAUUCCAAGGACUGAUACAAUUAUCUGACCUAAACAACAAUAACCCUUCUGCCUCCAACCUCUUCAACCUUCCUUUUCUUUCCAACCGUGCCAUCAACAGCAACAACUAUUCUGAGGAACAACAAUUCAACACUGCUGAAGGGUCCAAUUUCUUCUCAGAAGGCACCAUGAAUAUUGGCAGUACUGAUCACCAAACUAGCUCCACCACUGUCCCUUCUCUCUUCAGCACCAAUUCCCUUCAAAACAACCACCUUUCUCACAUGUCCGCAACUGCACUGCUUCAAAAAGCUUCUCAAAUUGGCUCUGCAAGUUCAAGCAACAGCAUCAACAUCAACAACACCACCACCACCAACAACACUAGUGCCUCCUCUCUUCUUAGAAGCUUAGCAUCAAAAUCUGAUCAUCAGAGGCAACUCGGUGGUGGUGGUGCUGCUGCAAACUAUGCAACCAUCUUCAACAACAGUGUUCAGGAAAUGAUGAACAUUUCAGGGUUUGAAGCAUAUGAUCAUCAUGGUGGCAUGAACAAAGAACAAAAACUCGGUGGUGUUGGAGGCUCUGAUAGGCUCACAAGGGACUUUCUAGGAGUUGCACAACAACAACAGCGAGAAGGGUUUAACUUGAUGAGUUCUUUGGAAGCAGAGACAAACAAUAACGCUGCGCCGUCAGGUCAAUCUUUUGGAAGUGGUGGGAACUUUCAGUGAAGUACAAAAAGGGGUAUCAACUUGUUCCAUUGACUAAUUAGAUCAUCUAUUUCGGUUUUCGGGAGCAACAUGGAAGCAUAUUGGAGUUUCUGUAUAGACCUAGCUAGUCUCAACAUUUUCAAACAAAAUGAAAAUUGACUUCCUUUGAUGAUCAUACUGUUGAACCGUAAGCAAUUGGUGUUAGGAUUUCAAACAAGACUUGUUUCAUAUUUUUCAUGUUUUACUUAGUAGAUUUUGUUACUAGACAAUGCUUUAAUUUGAUAUGUAAAUGGUCAGGAAUACCAGCCAUAACGCUUCGUAGCGCCAUAUAUAUAAAUAUUAAUUAGCAUCA
Glycine soja is the source of this 2417-nucleotide messenger RNA. Its product is annotated as protein indeterminate-domain 5, chloroplastic-like. Gene Ontology annotation, cellular component: nucleus. NCBI's taxonomy places the organism in Eukaryota, Viridiplantae, Streptophyta, Magnoliopsida, Fabales, Fabaceae. The record is from RefSeq and is a predicted model, not a curated record. Gene Ontology annotation, molecular function: DNA-binding transcription factor activity. The transcript is spliced from 4 exons. The coding region runs from base 506 to 2086 and encodes 526 amino acids.